Molecule: messenger RNA, 1807 nt
Organism: Paramacrobiotus metropolitanus
Lineage: Eukaryota; Metazoa; Tardigrada; Eutardigrada; Parachela; Macrobiotidae
Product: histone-binding protein RBBP4-like
Exons: 11
Coding region: 298-1593 (431 amino acids)
Biological process (GO): regulation of gene expression
Cellular component (GO): NuRD complex; ESC/E(Z) complex; nucleus
Molecular function (GO): histone binding
Source: RefSeq, a predicted model, not a curated record
GGCAAGGCAGCAUCCUAAAAUUAAAAACUGUUUGACUAGUGUUUGUUUUUAAAAAUUUUUCGGCGCUUUUAUGAUCGCACUACAAAGUAGCAUUAAACUAUACUUCGCUGCUGGUACCCCGUAAUCUGGUAUUUUGAGGAUUUUAGGCAUUGUUGGGACAGAUCUCUAGAGUUUCUGUGGUUCUGCGAUUUAACGAUCGAGAGUUUGGUUUUCGCGCGGUGAAGCUUUGAGUUCGGACUAGAAGUCCGUGGAACUUUGAUUUGGAAGUUGAAAAUUGAGAAUCAUCGGAGAAGUACAAUGGCUUCGGAAGGUGCAAUGGUAGGCGGUCGGCCGUCUGAAGAAGAGGAAGACCGCAUUGUCAACGAAGAGUACAAAAUCUGGAAGAAGAACUGUCCGUUUUUGUACGAUCUGGUCAUGUCGCAUGCAUUGGAAUGGCCGAGUUUGACAGCGCAAUGGCUCCCGGAUAUGCAAAAGCACGACGACAAAGACUACAUUAGCCAUCGCGUCAUCCUGGGCACCCACACGUCUGACGAACAGAACCAUCUGGUGAUCGCGGCCGUGAAGCUUCCUAACGACGAGCGCUGCUUCCGUGCGGAUCGUUAUGAUGAUGAACGCAAUGAAUUCGGUGGCUUUGGAUCCAUUGGGGGAAAGAUCGAUAUUGAAGUGAAGAUCAACCACGAAGGGGAAGUGAACCGUGCUCGUUACUGCCCGGCCAAUCCGCACAUUAUCGCUACGAAGACGCCACGCAAUGAUGUUCUAAUUUUCGAUUAUUCGGUCCACCCUACACGCCCAGCGGAUAACCGUGUCGUCCCGGAUUUGCGCCUGAAGGGCCACACAAAAGAAGGCUACGGUCUGUCCUGGAACCCGCAAAAAAAUGGCUACAUCCUCAGUUCUUCGGACGACAUGACCAUUUGCCUUUGGGAUAUCCAUGCUGCAACGAAGGAUAAGCGAGAACUGUAUCCCAAGGAUAUAUUUCGAUCGCAUACUGCUGUUGUAGAGGAUGUGGCAUGGCAUGUUCUGAACGAUUCAAUUUUCGGAUCCGUGGGAGAUGACCAUAAGUUGAUGAUUUGGGAUACGCGUCAUAAUGAUCCCAUGAAGCCAAGCCAGAUUGUUGAUGCACACGAGGCGGAAGUUAACUGUCUAUCUUUCAAUCCUUACAGUGAAUUUAUUGUAGCUACGGGAUCGGCUGAUAAGACUGUGGGGUUGUGGGAUUUGCGAAAUCUCAAAUUGAAAUUACAUUCCUUUGAGUCCCACCGCGAUGAGAUUUUCCAAGUUCAGUGGUCUCCACACAAUGAAACCAUUUUGGCUUCGAGCGGUACUGAUCGGCGACUGAUGAUUUGGGAUCUCAGUAAAAUCGGAGACGAACAGUCUGCCGAGGAUGCCGAAGAUGGCCCUCCGGAACUGCUUUUCAUCCAUGGUGGCCAUACGGCUAAGAUCUCCGAUUUUACAUGGAAUCCUAACGAGCCAUGGGUAAUUUGUUCAGUGUCCGAGGACAACAUCAUGCAAGUGUGGCAAAUGGCGGAGAAUAUUUACAAUGAUGAGGAGGUGCCCGGCGGCGGUGAUGCGAAAGUGGCCUCGAGUACCAGCAGCUAAUUUCCCAGCUCUUCCGGAGAUCUUUUUCCCCCUGAACUGCUGGUUGAUUUGUUCUUAGUUAGUUUUACUUGUUGUUAAUUUUCAGUUUAUAGCUGUAUUGCAUAUUUCCAUACUACUUUUUUUAAGCACAGUCCACGCCAUUUUGUAGUAGAAUCUUUUUGAAUCUGGUGUUUCCGAAUGGUUUUGGUACAGAAAGAAAACAGAAAAUGCAUUA